AUGGCACCCCAGACACAUUCCCAGAGAGCCCUCAGAGCUGCUUCCAAUGCAUCCUCCACUGAUGAAAGUGAAAUCAGACUUGCAUUUGACAAUGUCAUGAAGGCCAUUUCUCCUCCAUCUCAUCAUUCAGACUCAGCAUGCUCUUCUCCUCUGUCCCCAUCCUACAGUGUAAUAAUGGGUGGUCUCCUUGCAAGAGCAAUGACUCCUCCAGAAGAUCCAGAAUCCUCUGUUGAUGAGGAUGAACUAAACCAGAUAUUUGAGAAGUGCCAGGCCAUGGUAAACCACUUGAGUGGGUCAGAAGAGGAGCAUCAAAGCAAUGCCUCUGACGAUUCCUUUGUGAAUGUGCAUGGCCCAUCAGUUGCACCAUUGCAUCCACCCCAUCAGGACUUGAGUCAGGAGUCAGGGGUGGCUUCUGUAUGUGAUAUCAUCAUGUGUUCCAUGGCCAGGCCUACCACAUGGGCAAUGGCCUACCAGACCCUAGGGACACUCUGGUAUGAAACUUGGAUUGAUGCCAACAUCCUCAACUUUCAUCUCCUGUCCCAAUGGUAUGCUGUCCAGGGCAGGACGCAUGUCUGCUAUGCCGACUUGUUCUCUGUCAUUCCAUCUGUCAGUGGGGGCACCCAUGCCUUACCAGAUGCACAGGAGAUUCAAUUUUUUUGUCAAUGCCAUCUCUUCAAUUCCCAUCCUGCCAAUCCAUCUGUUCCCAUUGCCUUUGCAGUCAUGCACAACAGUCACUUCUUUGUUGCAGUCUUUGACUAUUGGUUGAACCUUGCAUUCAUCCUUGGAAGGUGCAUCAAACGUGUCCUGGAAACCCCCCAUCCCUACUAUGACCCACUGCAUAAUGACUGGAACACAUGGAAUGGCCCUUUCUACUGGACAUGCAUAGCAUCUCUUCAUGGAUUUGAUGCUGUCAACCCAACCCAAGUUGAUGUGCAGGUGUACAAUUGGUCACAGAAUGGUUUUGACUGUGGGCCCAUUGCAUACUUUGUCAUGGAGUCACUCAUGAGAGGAGGGCUAUCUGGUGAUUGCAGGCCUACCACCCACAUCCCUCCAAUUCCUUGUGGUCAUUGUCUCUGCCUUGGAAUGCUUGUCAUGGUGAAGGAGGGCUGUCAAAGGUGCUGGGAAGACUAUUGUUACUUGUCUACAACCACCCUUCCCCCUGGCCACAUAUGGACACAGUGGGAUGACACUGAAGCCAUCAGUGAAGACAUCCUCAUGGAUGUGGAAAACCAAUCAUCUGGAGAGCAACAUGCUACCAUCAUCCAUGAGUUGAAUGUCAUUGGGGCCAACUGCCUUCACUUCCAAAGGGGGGAUGACUCUGGUGAUGUAGUGAACCCCAAUGUGCACUCUGAUGGUGACUUUCCAACUGACACUGAAGAUGAAGGUGAAGACCAUUGUUUGCCUCUGGACACCAAGUCUCAGCAUCUCAGGGAUCUCCUUCAGCACUACCCUUAUGUGAGCAGGGCCAGAGCCAGGGAUCAACUUCCUCCUUGGGCUGCCCAUGGUCACCAAGUUGAAGGGGAAUCCACUCCAGAUGAUCCCCUUGAGAUCAUCCAGUGA
Pisolithus orientalis is the source of this 1560-nucleotide messenger RNA. RefSeq lists its product as uncharacterized. Lineage: Eukaryota; Fungi; Basidiomycota; Agaricomycetes; Boletales; Pisolithaceae. The record is from RefSeq and is a predicted model, not a curated record. The coding region runs from base 1 to 1560 and encodes 519 amino acids. The transcript has 2 exons.